AUGAGAGGUCUGCCUGCAAGUUCCGGCGGAUGCCGCCAGCCUUCAGCUGCCGCAGACCCAGGAUCGCAUGCGCAUCGCCCACGUCCCCGUGAAAUCGACUUCGGACUCUGGACUUUGGCAGUUUCUGCAAGGGAAGCCCAAGCCCGUGGCGACUUGGAGCUGCGUGUCGACCUGUCGAAGCUGAUUGCUUGCUUGCCGGAAGGCGGCUCGGAUGAGGUGGUUGCCGAGGUGCAGACAGAUCCGUUGCCAGCUGGACAAGGCAUUACUUUGUUGGCAACCCUCACGCCUUUCUGCUGGAGCUCGAGUCAUGGUGAGGAUAUGUUGCCGGGUCGUCCACGAGAUGCAGACGUCUGGGCUUCAGGGGCACGGCUCCUCGCUGUGGGUCUCAGGCUCUGGCGGUUGUCCAUCGAGAUUCGCUCCAUCAGGCUUACUGCGCGGGAUGCCAAGGUGUAUGUCACCUAUUCCUACCCGCCCCUGCGCCAGCCGAGAGCUUUCCGGACAAAUCCGCCGGCGCCAGCACGAAAGAAGGUAACACUGAACCUGCCGCACUCUUUCGCUGCGCACACCUUAACGGCGAGCUUCGACGAACUCCAGGUGCUUCUCGAGGAGCCACUGAUUGCAGAGGCCGAGAACGGGAAGGACUUGGGCUACCGUCGGUUCCUUGGCGGCCUUGGCAGAAUGUCAGAUCAAGAUCAGGAAGAGGAAACGGAGUUCAUUGAGGAUGUGGGUGAUGAGGAGACGAAUGAGCAGGCGGGUGAGGAGGAAUCCGAAGGGUCCGACACCAACUCGGAGGUGAUAGAGGUCGAAGCGGAUGCCGCUCUGGAAAAGUACGAGGUUGUCUACGAUCAAAGCAUUGACAAGGUUUCUUUUCCAGUCGAAGUGGUUGAGGAGGUUCAGAGCACGUGGGACGCUUUCUUGCAUCAUGCAGGUUCGCCAGAAGCCGCGGGCGAGAUCAUCUUUAAUUCCUGGUGGGAGGCAGCUCCAUCCCUCCAUGCUUAUUUUGUUUCACCUCGAGCCGUCUUGUUCCUCCGCAUCGUGCAAGGAAUUAGUCCUGUGGUCGCAGCUAUGGGAAACCCUGCGCAGUUGAAGAAUGAGGUCGAACAGAUCGCCUUUCGGCAUCUGGACCGACCAGUAAAACCGGCUGCUGUCGACAUUGUGCGGGAAGCCAUGUUGGACAUGUGGGAGCAGGAGUUGGGCCCAAAUAUCUUCAACACAAGGGCUCGCAAGGGAUGGCAGUGCCUCUUGAACUACAUGGGUGGCGCCUACUGCUUCGUAGGCCGGGAGUACGCCUCUCGUGUUCGAAUUAUCCAGAGGAGUUGGCGGACUGCCACAUCCAAAGCUGCAGAGGAUUUGGAAGAGGGCGAGAUAGAACUCCUUGAAACCGAGGAGGUUGAGAACAAUAUCAAGGUGGAGGAAGUCAAGGAAGACGAGGAUUCGCCGAAAGAGCAUCGGCAAAGGGACAUGGACGAGGAGUCUGACCUUGGUGGCAAAGCCGCAGGGAAAGAAGUGAAGGUACCAAACACCUUCAAAGACAUGUUUUUGUUCAAUGCAGCUGUCAUGGGUUUUGGCACCAGCAACUGGAUGAGCCUGAUUCUGGAGCAGUUCGAUGCCAUCGUGAUGAAUGUGGCGAACUCGUACCGUUUGAGCGAGGAGUGCGACGUCCUUACCUUGGUCCUUUCGAAGUACGAGGGCGCGAUCCUUCUGAACGAAUACCGUUCGGUGAUGCUGGCCACCCUGCGUUCACUCGCACCCAAGGAGUGGGACAGUGACCAUGAGGUGGCGUGGGGCUGGUUGUGGGAGAACGUGGAGAAGAUUCUCAAGGGCCAGCUGGGGAAGCCCAAGACCCAGGAGAAGGCGCUAGAGCGCUUCAUUAGCAACCUGUCCCAAGACAUGGUUGACUAUUUCCGCAAAGAGCUCUACAAGCGCUUCUUCCAGAAUGCACCCUCAGGCCAAGAUCACUUCAAGCAGUCCACUACGCGGCUGUACUUUCUGGCCGACCGCAUGGUGGAAACUACUAUGGACAUGUUCCGCCAGCCGCGGAAGAUGGUGCAGGAGAUCUCGGGUUUGGGACUGCGGCACGUUGGCUACGGCAUCCCGACGGAGCUCUUUGGGCCGUACGUGUCGGCUGGAGUGGAUGUCGUUCGCUCCAUGACGACCGACGAGAAUGCCCUGUCCGGUUUUCGGUGGUCCCUGACGCUCGUGUCCAAGAUUCUGGUGCGGGCGGUAAGUGAGGGUGCAACCCUCGUUAUGAGAGCCAUCAACACCAACCAGGAGCUGGCCUUGAGGAAGGCCAUUUCCAUCGCUCCGAGAGGGAAGCGAGCUACAGAGCUCUUGAACAUCUCAGUAGGCACUCAGUCCAUCUCUCCGCUCUUUUGGGCCAUCGAGAGUGGUGCGCUAAACAGUGCGCGAGCAAUGAUCGUCGACUUGCUGACCAUUCGUGCAGACAGGGACGUCUACUACUAUGGUUAUGACGACCUUUUCACAAGGCAUCCAGACAUUAUCCAGCGUUUGUGCAAAGACGCGCCAACGUUGUUGUGGACUUUGUUGGACGGCCUAAUCUGGCGAUCUCGACUCACCUACCAGGGCCUGCGCCGCGUGAACUACUACGUGAAGCAUUUAGUGCAAGACCUGGACGGAAACAGCAACCAGGCUCUUGAGUGGUUGGCCGAGCAUAAGGAUCCCAAGAUAAUUGUCCACCCAGUCGUGGUACUCUUUGCGGAUCUGAUCUGGAAUCGGCUUGCCAUGUACCACUUCUUGCUUGGAAGAUGCUACUUCCUCUUUGCCUUAUGCGUUUUCGUCACCAGCCAAGCGCUCCUCUUCCGGCAUGAUGGGACAGAGGCGCUUGAGGAGAACAUAGCUCGUUUCGUUUGCAGGUGCUUCCUGUACUUCGGGAGCUUGACCAAGUUGUUCUACAACCAAUGCAAGCUCUUCUACUCCGACAUGAAGACUAGAAAUCUGAUGUGGUUUUACCUAUGUCCGGUUCCGAAAUACUUGAGCAGUCCUCAGCAUGCAGGAAACCUGUUGUUGGUGAUCUUGCUGAUUCUGAUGUACAUCGAGGAGCCCAUUCUUUGGUGUGGAAUCUUCACCACCGACAAUCCUGUGGGGCUUUUGUUCACCAACAACUGCGAGGCAUCAGAGCCAAUUAAGGAUCUCUAUUCCAUCUUCUCUUGCUUUGCAAUGCUCCUGUAUUGGGUUUUGUUGAUGGACUUCACACUCUUUUCCAUGAAAAUUUCGGCCUUCGUGCUCGUCUGUGGCCACGUGCUUGCGGAUGUAGGCCUCUUCGUGCUCGCCAUUGUGUUCUUGGUCUUGGCCUUCGCCACAGCGAUAAGCUCCUUGAACCAUGGGCUUGAAAACUUCACUGGCAUCGACCCUUGGUUAGUCAGUCUGGUGCAGAUGACCCUCGGGAUGUUCCCUGCAAGAAGCUACGACGACUUCCAGUCAGAGGUUGCUGUACUCACAGCCGUGUCCGUCUUCGUGGCGGUGGUCAGCAUUUUCCUUCUUAAUCUUCUCAUCGCCCAGCUCAAUCAAUCAUACCAUGACGUUUUCGAAGACAUGCAAGGCUUCGCGAGGCUGAACCGUGCCGGUGUCAUCGCCGCAACACUGGAACAGGUACCCAGGAAGAACUGGAUGAGGUUCCGGGAAGGUCUUCAGUUCGAAGAGCGCCUGGAGUUCAACGAGGGGGACGUGGGCCUAGCAGGUGGGAUUCAGGUGACGGAGGCUGCGAAUAUCAACCCGCUCACAGAGGACACCAUCCGACGCUAUGGCGGUUCUACGGCCCCCACCAUGCCAUGGCCACAAGAGCACACCGAGGACACUCAAGAGGAGGACAAGUUCGAGAGAUUGGAGAAGCUGGUCCUCCGUUCCAGCAAGAGGAGGAAAGGCGGAGCCAGCAGCGAGCAUUCCGGCUCCUCCUUUGCAGGCGCCUACCGAUCUGCAUCCGCUCGCUUGAGCCUAAUUUGCGAAAGCCCGCACUCGGGCCACGUGCUGAACCAGCCACUGCAGUACUCGGCCAACCUUCCCUCCAUGGUGGAGGGCUUUCGCGUCGUGGACCAGGCCUGUCCGAUCCUCGAUGAGGACGGCUCCCAGGCUGGCGUUCUCAGACUCCUCGUUUUCCUGGAGGAUUUGGGUGCGGCCAAGGCGGCCAAAUCCGAGGACGCUCCCAAGCGCGAGGUUGCUGCCCCAGAGACAGUCUCCGUAAGACGGGGCAACGAGGCGCAUCAGGCAGAUGCCGCCAAAGCUUCUGGCCUUCCUACGACAGAGGCCAGCAAUCAGAAGUCCGUGCUGGAAAGUGCCUUCGGACUGGAGCUCUGGCGGCAAACGGAGGAGGAAAAGUUCCGGGCGUACUUGGCAGAGCAGGAAGCCGACCUGAAAGCCCGCCUGGAGGAGGAGUAUCGACAGCGGGAGGAGGUGCGAGCCGCCGAAUUUGCCCAGCGGCAGGCCAAGAUCCAGCACGUCGAAGCCACGGUAAGGAGGAAGCUUCAGGAGCUUCAGCAAAAAGAGCUCUCCAUCACGUCGGAGGAAGCACGUGUGGGUAGCCUGCAGCUCAAGGCCCAGCGAGACACCGAGAUGGCAGUGGCGCAGCGAGAGGAUGUGGCCAAGCAGGAGAUGUCCGAGCUUUCGCACAGCUUGGAACUGUCCCGCGCACGGAGUCAGUUCUUGGAGGAGCAGGUGGCAGGAAUGGAGGCCCAGCUCUCCACUGCUUCGACGAAACUCCGGAGCCUGGAAGAGGCCAAAAGCGAGCGCGACGCGGAACUGCGAGCCAUGAUGGCGCCAUCGCCGGAGCUGAAAGAGGAGUUGCAAGAACUGCGCUUGCGCCUCCGAGAGCAGGAGAUCCGAGGGGAGGCCAUCGCCGCUUCUCGAGACCACUUCAAGAACAAGGUUCAGGAGCUUUGUGGUCGCCUUCUUGGCUCGGGCCCUGUGCAGAACACCCGGACCCAGGAGACCGCCCUGACGGCUCUUGGUGUACUCGGAUCAUCUUCGGCUGGGGAUGUGACCAACAGCAUCACUGAAGCCCUGCGCAAGGUCCGGCAUGAGCUGGCAAACUUGGCGUCUCACUGGGACCGGGCUGAGCCCGAGCAGACGCGAGAAGAGCCGGAGAGGAGGCCCACGGCGGGUCCAGUGCCGCAGACCUCACAGGAUUCUGAAAAAGCAGAGCGUCACCUCGCUUGGCUCCGCACGCAGCGGCGUCAGCUACUCGACAGCGGCGUCUACGGAAGCAGCGACGCUGUGGUACUGGCGCUGGAUGUGAAGAUAGCGCAGGCCGAGGCCCAGAUCACUUGA
Molecule: messenger RNA, 5280 nt
Organism: Symbiodinium sp. CCMP2592
Lineage: Eukaryota; Dinophyceae; Suessiales; Symbiodiniaceae
Source: the annotation of a GenBank genome assembly